Molecule: messenger RNA, 5373 nt
Organism: Onychostoma macrolepis
Lineage: Eukaryota; Metazoa; Chordata; Actinopteri; Cypriniformes; Cyprinidae
Product: gamma-aminobutyric acid receptor subunit alpha-2
Exons: 12
Coding region: 638-1849 (403 amino acids)
Biological process (GO): chloride transport; synaptic transmission, GABAergic; regulation of postsynaptic membrane potential
Cellular component (GO): postsynapse; dendrite membrane; GABA-A receptor complex
Molecular function (GO): inhibitory extracellular ligand-gated monoatomic ion channel activity; benzodiazepine receptor activity; transmitter-gated monoatomic ion channel activity involved in regulation of postsynaptic membrane potential
Source: RefSeq, a predicted model, not a curated record
GUAUGAGAAUCAGUAAAAAAGAUCUGAGAUCACGGCGCGUCAAGGCGCGUACGGUGCGUUAGUUAAAGAGAGAGAGACGCUGUGGAGGAUCAGACCCUCAGAGAUGCUCAUAUGCCUCUGAUAUUAUAGUGAAUUAUUAUGGGAAUUCAUUAACGCUCGUUCCCGAUCCACGUGCGCGCUCUUGAAUAACACUCGUGAUCCGGUUUCGUCGGCUGGGAAUAAACUUUCACAUUCCGGUUGUUAUUUAUCAUUCUUUAUUCAUAAGGACAAAGCGGAUCUGGUGGAUCACAGGUUUGAGUGGCAGAAAUGAGGGAGAGGUUCGCGUUUUAUCUUCUCAUCUUCGUGUUGACGCUGUUUUGGCACACCAGAACAUCUUAGAUGAGAGCUGUAACCCGCAGCGUAUGAAACUAGGAUCAUUAAAGUACUAAAAGACAUCAAGAACAUUGUGAAGAUCAGGUCAGUGUCCGCAGAUCCUACAACAGAUGCCUUCAAAAAUAACAUCACCCUGUUCACACGCAUCCUGGACCGCCUGCUGGAUGGCUACGACAACCGGCUGAGACCCGGACUGGGAGAUCGAGUUACCACAGUGAAGACUGACAUUUACGUCACCAGUUUUGGCCCUGUUUCAGACACCGACAUGGAGUACACCAUCGAUGUCUUCUUCAGGCAGAGCUGGAAGGAUGAACGGCUGAAGUUUGAGGGGCCGAUGAAUAUUCUGCGUUUGAACAACCUGAUGGCCAGUAAGAUAUGGACUCCAGACACAUUCUUUCACAACGGGAAGAAAUCUGUCGCGCACAACAUGACCAUGCCCAACAAACUGCUGCGGAUCCAAGAUGACGGCACCCUGCUGUACACCAUGAGGUUGACGGUGCAUGCUGAGUGUCCGAUGCAUCUUGAAGAUUUCCCCAUGGACUUCCACUCCUGUCCUCUCAAAUUCGGCAGCUAUGCUUACACAACAACAGAAGUGACAUACACCUGGACAAAGAACGCAUCCAACUCUGUGGUGGUAGAAGAGGAAAGCUCUAGAUUAAACCAGUACGAUCUGCUGGGACAAACCGUGGGGAACGAAACCAUCAGAUCCAGCACUGAGUGCCGCUUCUUCACCUGGUCCCAUUUUGCACGCUCUUUGCCUAUGAUUUCCCAUCAGGAUCCAAAAUUAGAUUUUUGUCAGCUCUUUCUGAUGGCAGGUGAGUACACUGUGAUGACAGCCCACUUCCACCUGAAGAGGAAGAUCGGUUAUUUUGUGAUUCAGACGUACCUGCCGUGCAUCAUGACCGUCAUCCUGUCCCAGGUGUCCUUCUGGCUCAACCGAGAGUCUGUUCCAGCCCGGACUGUUUUUGGUGUGACCACUGUACUAACUAUGACCACUUUGAGUAUCAGCGCCCGUAACUCCCUGCCGAAAGUCGCCUAUGCCACAGCCAUGGACUGGUUCAUCGCAGUGUGUUACGCCUUUGUCUUCUCCGCCCUGAUUGAGUUCGCCACAGUCAACUACUUCACCAAGCGCGGCUGGGCUUGGGAUGGCAAGAGCGUGGUCAAUGACAAGAAAAAGGAGAAAGCUUCAGUCAUCAAAAAGAACAACGCCUACGCUGUCGCCGUGGCGAACUACGCCCCCAAUAUCACCAAGGACACCGUUCUCCCUACCAUCGCCAAGGGAAGCGUAGCCGAACAGGGAAAGAUCAAAGCCGAUGGGAAACCGGCCGAGGCGAAGAAAACCUUCAACAGCGUGAGUAAAAUCGACCGUAUGUCCCGCAUCAUGUUCCCGGUUCUCUUCGGGACAUUCAACCUGGUUUACUGGGCGACGUAUUUGAACAGAGAACCUGUGAUCAAAGACAUGAUGCCCUCUUAUUAGACGGUGUCCAGGGUUGCGACGGGUUCCAUUAAGCAGGACUAAAGACUAGGCCAAAACCACCCAGGGACUGAAUAUAAUCACGCUCCGACGCUCUUUCCCAUCUGCUCCACACAGAUGUGUCGUGGAUUGUUGCAAGAUGCCUUUCUAUCUCUCUCUAUCUCUCGUCGCUCUUUUCUACAGCUUUUUCAGCAGUGCUUUUGAAAUGACAUUUGCCUUUGUACAUAUGUACGUAGUGAAAAUGAAAAUGACGUGUUAUGUUUGUGUUUCGCUCUGUGAGAAUCUGACUUUAGACCUCUAUCUGUGAUAUAGACUAGCAAAUUAUAGUGAUUUAUUUAUUUAUUUGAUGUAAAAAUUAAACCUUUUUGUGAUGGUGCUUGUUUUUGAGUAGCCUAUAAAUAUAUUUUAUUUUUAUUUUUUAUAAGACCAAGCUCUUUUGUGCUUAUGGUCUGAUAUUUUGUGCUGGGCCCAUACACAAAAAAAAAACAUGAAAUCAACCGUUUACACACAUUGCUGUAUCUUUACCGUCUGUGAUUUUAUUUUCUUCUAUUGAACCAGGAAUGUUCCUUUAACAGCAUUUUGGAGUAUUUGUUUACUGUCAGUUUUUUGACUACAUCCCUUUAUAAAGGUCUCUAAUGCAGCAGCAUGUAUCAGGGUUGUUUGGAAAGCUCAUUCAACCUGAACUUUGAAGUCAAGAAGAAACCGUAAUUGCAUGCCAUAUUACUUCCAUAAUGUGCCCUAUUUUUUAGUAAAAUUACUCAACAACAACAAAAUGCAAGCUGGGGUUUGAUUUUACCCAUUGGGGAUUUACAGUAUUCCAUUUCAUUUAAAAACAAGACUAACUGAUGUUAGCCAACAAGGCUAGAGCUGAAAGCAAAUUGUUGUAUUUUGAUGAAAGAUUAGGAAUACAUAUUGUUUAGUCUUAAAAGAAACAGCUCACCCAAAAAUGAAAUUUGCUGAAAAUUCGCUCUAAAAUUUUAGGCCAUGCAAGAUGUAUGAGGUUGUGUCUUUAUCGGAACAGAUUUGGAGAAAUUCAACAUUAGAUUACGUGCUCACCAAUGGAUCCUAUGCAGUGAAUGGGUGCCGUCAGAAUGAGAGUCCAAACAGCUGAUAAAAUCAUCAUAAUAAUCCACAAGUAACUUUUGGACUGUUUUUGUUUUUGCAGACUGAAGAUAAGACACAUUUUCACUUGAUAAAGUAGUGUUAUUGUAAUGAUCUGUUUAUUACAAACAUUCAGUUUAUGGAUUAUUAUUGUGAUGUUGUUAUCAGCUAUUUGAACUCUCAUUCUGACGGUACCCAUUCACUGCAAAGGACCCAUUGGUGAGCAAGUGCUCCAAGUGUGUUUCGAUGACAUCUUGAAAGUAUUUGAGGGAAAUGUUCAUUUGUGGAUGAAAUCUUACUUUAAGAAUUAGUCGCAAGAAAGUAAAAUGGGUCCAUAUUACUUUAAACAUGACUAGACUUGGUGCGUCAUGAUUGUACAUAAAUGUACUAUUUCCUAGGCAUAGUUUUUGUUCAUUAUUCUUAAAUUGCAUAUUAAUGAACCCACUACAAAUACAACCACAAGUUGAGCUUUCCUCACAUCCUUCCAUCAAAGAUGAAGUGCAUCAUUUUUGAUGUUCAGAUACUUUCUCCUUGUCCAGGUUUAAUGUGAAAACACUAUUAUAAGACAUGUUAUAAUAUAUUGCCUUCUUAAAGAGUGAAAACACUGUGGCUUUGUGGCACUUUAAGAACUGUAAGCAGCCUGAUAUGGGCGGAGCUAUUUGUUUUUCAACCAAUAGCAGACAGGGAGUGUUUGGAAACAAUCUGUUUGGUGCCGGUAAUGAUGCAGAAAUGACACACUUCAUCUUUCAUGCUGGAGCUAAGGAAAUUAGUGAACAUGUUAAAAAAUUAUAAUCAUGAUGAUUUCAUGUUCAGUAGUUUCCUCAUUUUGCCACUGUGCUUUCCUGUAAUUGAACUUUUACAGACAAUGAUUUUUUUGGACCAAAAGACCGAAGUGCUUCAACUACUGCAUGUUUACUACAAUUGUUUACCCUCUAAAACGAAGCUAAAUAUUCUUAAAAUUCAGUGUGUUACAAAAUAUGAUGCAGUAACAUCAUAUAAAUGUCACUGACUCUGAAUUCUGCAAAUUUCAAUUGCCUGUCGCAGUGAAGACAACAUUUUUAUUUUAUUUAUUUUUUUGUAUAUAUGUAAGGAAUAUUUGUUCAUGUAGGUGUUGUUAUACACUUGUGUGUGAUUUACCAUGAGCCUGUUUUAUGUUGUCUGUUUGUACAGUUUUAUACGCAGAAAAAAUACGCAUUGCAGAGAUUUCAGACAAGCUUUUAAGGUAUUCAUUUUAAGGGGAAAAUGUAUGAUGUUCAUUUAAGCAUGCUGCAGCCUUUUUGGCUCGAUAGAAAAUGAUCAAAGUGUUUCGGAAUGGUAUACAUUGUUGUUACAAUUAUUUAUUACUAUUUAUUAUUGUUAAUUUGUUCAUUAUAAAAAAAAACUAAUUUCUAAUGUUUAGGAGUUCAUAUCAAAGUGUCAAUAUGUUUUUCAAUAAUUUUAGCUAAAGUUUAUUUAACAAUAUAUUUAUUGAAAUAUAUACAUAUUCAUUUAUUCUCUUUAUUUCUCAGUAUUAUUUGACAUGCUAUCAUAUUAAAUCUAUUUUCUGUGUGAUCAUCAUAUAGUUUGAAGCUCUGCUUUAAUUUUUACAUUGCUUUGAUUGUAUUAAAUGAUGGUUGCAUCUUUGUUAUGCAGAAACAGUUUGAGCAAUAAAAAAAGAAGGGGUGACAUGUAAACUUCCUGGCAUGGAAAAGAGUUUUCCACACACAGAAUGUAUAGUUCUCUGUCAUUGUCCUGCUAAAAAAGACAAUGCAAAUACAUAUUGAAUGAAACAUCCAUGUGCCAGUGGUUCAUGUUCUCAGAUGGGAUGUUUUGAACAGAAUGUCUGAAUAUAAUAGGUGAUUUUUCUGCAUAGGUGUUACAACUGAUCUGUCAGUCAGCUUUUAAUGACAGCAUUAUUAUUUAAAGGAACAUUGCAUCCAAAAAUAAAAUUUGAUCUAAUUUAUCUCACUUACAUGGUGCUCUAAAUACGUAUGCUGUUAUUAUUUUGGUAUUUUUGUGUACUUUUGGAAGGUUUACAGACAUGAUCACUAUGAAGCUACAUGAGGAUCUUUCAGAAAUUCUUCUUUUGUGCACUCUUCAGAAAAAAAUACCAGCAUAUGGGUUUUGAACAACAUGAGGGUGAGUAAAUGACUGCAUUUUCACUCUGGGUGAACUAUUCUUUUAAUUGAAAAUGUGGGGGAAAAUCAAUGAGUUGUAUACUUUUUGAAAUGAAUCACCAAGAUCAGCUAAGUUCUCACUAAUGUCUGUUAUCAUUCUAUAUAAUGAAUAUGUUGUUUCCUAUAAUGUAAAUGUGAAUUUAGGCACAUACCAACAACUGAACCGCUUUAGUCCUUUAAGUGAUGGGACUCAAUUUCUAAAUAUUGGUACUUUCUCUUUAAAACGUCAUUCUACUUACUCUUUCAACAGCUUCUUGCUAAAUAAACAAC